Molecule: messenger RNA, 648 nt
Organism: Trichoplax adhaerens
Lineage: Eukaryota; Metazoa; Placozoa; Uniplacotomia; Trichoplacea; Trichoplacidae
Exons: 1
Coding region: 1-648 (215 amino acids)
Cellular component (GO): zeta DNA polymerase complex
Source: RefSeq, a predicted model, not a curated record
AUGGCAACGAACAGCAGUCAACAAAAGCUGGAUACGAGCGAAAUCAUCUCCGACAUCUUGUGUGAAUUUUUAGAAGUUGCAAUCCAUACAAUUUUAUAUAUGCGUGAUAUCUAUCCUGCUGUCAUUUUCGAUAAACGAAAAAAAUACAAUGUACCAGUUCAAAUGUCUUGCCAUCCUCAGGUCAACGAAUACAUUUUAUCUGUUUUGCACAGUAUUAAGCCAUUGUUGAAAUCGGAUUCUAUCCGCUGCCUUGCCUUAGUCAUUUUAGAUAAGUCCAAACGACCAAUAGAACGAUUUGUAUUUGAACUGCAACCUCAAAUGGCGUCCAAUUUGAAAGAUGAUGCUUUAUUGACACGUUUAGAAAGUGGAUUAAGAGCUUUCUUAUUAAAACUGAACGUCUGUGAUGCGGUCUUAAGCACUAACCCCGCUGAUUGUUCCUUUGCAAUUAUUGUUUACACCAAAGAAUCCGAUGCUCGAAAAUUAGAGCCUCGCCAAACGAGUGACCAAGAUUUUCCCUGGAUUGUUGCUGAUGAAAGUGAAGUCCAGAUUAAGGGUGGCUGCAUCCUACCUUUGAAAUCUUAUACCUCUGAUUACUUAAAGAUGCAGUUAUACGUCGAGGAAUGCACAAACAAGUUGGAACAGCAAUAA